AUGGAUCAAAGCUCUGGUGUGGCCGACAUUGAAAGCGUCAAGUCCCUCUGCAAAGAAAACGUGGAUAAGAUCUUGGAAAAGGCGAGCGAGGAUGAUUUUGAUACUGACCUGGAAAACGACGUGAAGCCCACAGGAGAAACUCCAAGCGAGGAGCAGAUCUAUCGCCUGGCAUGUGAGGAACUGGGAGUCAGCCCCAUGUCUUACUUCAUUCGACAUCACAACGACACUCGGCUUAACCUGAACUACCGCUGUAUGUCAGCCAAAGCUCUGAAGGCCCUGUCGAUCGCGCUUGUGACCAAUACAGCAGUCACUAUACUGGAUCUGGAACACAAUGGGAUUGACGCCGAGGGGGUGCAGUACCUGAUGGAAAUGUUAGCAGAGAACUGCUUCAUCCAGACUCUGAACUUGUCCAACAAUGAGCUGCGGACUCAGGGAGCAAAGGUGCUGUGCAGAAAGCUUCCACUCAACAUCUCUCUCAAGUGCAUCAAGGUGGCAGGAAACAAAUUCACCAACAGUGAUGCUGCAUUUUUUGAUGACGUUUUAUCUAUUAAUUUCAGAAUUUCGGAGCUGGAUCUUAGCUACAAUGAGUUUGGAAAUAAAGGAGCAGAAUUCCUGGGACACAUGUUAGCAAACAAUGAAAGUUUGGAAAGAUUGAACCUGAGCUGGAACCAAAUCCAAACACAGGGGGCAGUGGCCAUAAGCGCAGGAUUAAGGAUCAAUAUCACCUUGAAGGUCCUUGAUCUUUCCUGUAAUGGGUUUGGGAAUGAAGGCGCGUUGGCCAUAGGAGAGACUCUGAAGUACAACAACACCCUGCUGGAGCUCAACCUCAGCACCAACCACAUCAACAAUGAGGGGGUUUCCAAUCUGUGCAAAGGACUGGAUGUCAACGACAACGUGAAGUUUUUGUAUCUGAAUAACAAUCCUAUAACUGCGGAAGGUGCCCUUCGUCUUUUGGAGGUCAUGCAAAAGAAUGACAAGACAAACCUGGAAACAAUCAGCAUUCAAAAUGUACUGGUGAAUGAAAAAUUCAUGGAACUGCUGAAGGGAAUUACUGAUAAUCAUCCACAGUUUCAGAUUGAAAUUAGAGGGGUUGGUGGCUUUGUGUCAGGGGGGAGAACCCACAGACUUGAUCCAAUGAAAGUGAUCCAGAAUUAUCUUGACAAGCGCAAACUUCGUCUCUCGGAUUUCUUCCGAAACAUGGACAAAGCAGGAAAUAUGAGCGUGCCUGUGUCUGACUUCCGAAGAGCUUUACAGCAAUUCAACAUUCCAUUGGACCUCAUCCAGGUUGAGGAACUUAUCAACAAGCUUGAUAAGGAAAAUACAGGAGCAAUUGACUACAGGAAUCUGGUUGACACCAGGAAGCAGAUGAUUCAGGAGCACAGGGAGCAGCUCCGCAAAGAAGACAGCAGGCAGAGGAAGGAGAAACAGAAGAUGCAGCGGGUGCUGAUGACGUUCAGAAAUGCAAUAAAGGCUGUCACCCCCCGUGGCUCUACUGUCAUUUCAUCGAGUCAGGUUAAGCUGCCAGACAUCCACCCACUCAAAACCUCUAGCUCCCAGCAUUUAAGCUCCACACUGCUAAGUCCAUGGCACCAUGUGGUGGUCUCAAGUAGCAGUCGGCACUCAAUGCCAACCCUGAAUAGUGUUCAGGUGCACCAGCAGUUGAGCCAUUCCAGAAAAAACCCAUUUGUUCCCACCGCCAGGGUGGGAUCUUCCCCUACAAUGCACCCAACUUUACAGCCCAAAUCACGUGUGCAUUCUCUGUCAUGUCCAAGUAUGAUCUCCAAUAUAGAGAGAAUUCCCGCGGCUGGGUCUAGCCCAGCUACUUCCUUUCACAUCAUACAAGCAGCACCGCUGAGGGAGAUAAAGACUAAAAGAUAG
Molecule: messenger RNA, 1878 nt
Organism: Mobula hypostoma (lesser devil ray)
Lineage: Eukaryota; Metazoa; Chordata; Chondrichthyes; Myliobatiformes; Myliobatidae
Product: leucine-rich repeat-containing protein 74A
Exons: 13
Coding region: 1-1878 (625 amino acids)
Molecular function (GO): calcium ion binding; protein binding
Source: RefSeq, a predicted model, not a curated record